AUGUUUAAAAAAAACCCAAUUCUUACUAGCUCUUGGCAUUAGAUUAACAAAACAUAUUUAUAUUAGUUAAAUUAAAUUGAGCUUUCUUAAAUACAGUUACUAACAAAGGUUGACUUUUUCUAAAAAUCUUUCAAAUAUGAUAACUUGAAUGAAGUUACAAGGUGGAUGAAGACAGAUAAUACACUUAAUAACCUAGCUUAUGAUGGGAUUGCUUACAUGCCAGGUACAAAUAAAACAUAUUCUAUUUAUUAACCACCAGAUGAUUGCCCUUAUAAAGGUACUUAUAAUUUUGAUCCAAGAUGUAGAUAUUAUUAUCAGCCAACUCUAGGAAACGUAUCUAUUGUUGUAUAUCCUCCUACUAUGAAUAUCGGCCCAGGUGGUACUUAUUAUGGAAGUAUGUUUUGCUAGAGGAGAAUUAACUUGGGUUCAUAAAAAUAAAAUGACAUUUUCUCAGUUCUUUGUAUAGGACUUAAUCUGGGAAUUAUACCUUCUUACUUUUAAAACUUUGGCCAUAAUUCCAAAUAUUAGAUGCUAGUUGAUCCGUAAAGCUUGACAGUACUUUAUAAUUCAUAAGUAUAACUUUAAUAAUAAGUUACUGUGAUGCAGACUGAAACAGACUACCUUUAAGAUUAAUCUCAAGCAAAUAUAUUUAUACAAAAUUUAACUUAAAACUCAAACUUUGUCAUAUUAAAUACUAGCUCUUAUAAAUUAACGUAUUUUCUUGAUAACAGCCAAGAAACAUUUUAAUAUAACAGAAAUGGUACUGAUUGUCUUGUUAUACUAAAUAUAAUCUCAAUUGUUGAUAAAGUACCAAAAGUAGAUAGAAAUAGGCCUAAUAAUCCAGCUCCUAAAUUCUAAUUGAAGAAGGUUUUCCUGUUUUUAGAUGUACUGACAAAAGAAAAUUUACAAAUUUAUGCCACAAAUCUAUAAAAUACUAUUUAUUUUUAUAAUUAAAUUUUUGCUUACACUAGUUACGGAUUAAUAUGUAUAAUCUUAAUAAUUCAAAUUUACUACUCGAUUGUUUUGGGAAAAUACAUAUUAAAUCCUAUAAUUCAUCUGACAUACAUAUUGAGCAAGAUAAGAAUACAAAAUUUAAAUUCAACUACAAAUUUUGGUUAAAAAGAAAAAAUAGCAGAAAUAUUACAAAAAAAUUAUGUAAACAGCAGCUAAAUUGUUUUCAAUGACAUAAGAACUGAUUAGACAAAUUAAAUCCUAAUUGACGAGUAAUUUGAUGCAGAUUUUGAAGGAUUGUGUCAUUCAAGAGAUACACAAGAUCUUUUGAAUAGCUUUCAAGACAUGUUUAAGGUACUCAGGUUUACUACUUAAAAUUUUUACAAAGAAGAUGCCAGCUUGCAGCUUUUGAAUCUAAUAUCAUAAAUUCAGCAUUUCUAGCGAUUUGGUAACCAUAGGGCAUUAGGAGUUUGUUAUAACAAUAUGGGAGUAAUUCACUAUAAUUGCGGUAGAUUUUAGGAAGCUUCAGAAAAUUUUCAGUAAGCUGUUAUUUAUGCAAAUUACGAAUUAAAUAGCUACUCUCAUCAUCACCAAGGUGAAACAGUUAAGAUUACUCAAAAUCUUAAAAGACUGGUAUCUGAUUUAAGAAGCUCUAUAUAAAAUAAUACAACUCUAGAUUAUACUGAAGAUAAUGUAAGAAACCUUAAUAUUUCUAUCUAUCAAAAAAAUUAAAAAUCGGAAAAUUAGGAUAAUUAAUAGAAGAGUCAUCAAGUAGAGCUAUACUGGAGUUUAUUUAAUAGAAAAACAAAUUUAAUCAAAGCAAUGUAUAUGUUUAUUUAAAAUAGUAACAAUAAACUAUGGGAUAUAAUAGAAGAUUAUGCAUAUGAAAAUAUAAUAAUCAGCUAAGUAUAUUUACCUCCUUCAAAUAAAAGGGAAAUUAUUAAUUAUUACACUUUAUCUAAUGUGUUACAAAAAUAAAAUCUGGAUAAUGAAGCUGUUUAAGUAUUAAAUAGACUUAGUUAUUUUUUUGCAAAAAUAUAAGAAGGCAAAUAUGGAAAAUAAUCUCAAGAAAAUUAAAAAUAAACUGAUGUAGACUGUACCUAAAGUUUUAACAGUAACAUAGAUUUUGAAGUAGCGAAUAAAAGAUAUUCUUAAAUGUCAUCAUCUAAUUUCAAUAUUUACCUUAUGUCAGCGUGCUAAAAGUAAUUCAACCAAUUAAAAUUAUAUGCAAUCUGUAAUGAUUUAGUAAAUGAAAUUCUCUUUAAAGAUAAUGAUAGUUUUGGAUUGAUUUAAUACAGCUUCGAUGAACAAAUAUUCAUCCAAUUAAUUGCUACAAUUUAGAUUUUACUUUCUUUGCUGCCAAAAAAGUAAGCAUGUUGUGCAUAAAAAUUAAUAAACGAUAAAAUUUAGCUUUAACAAAAAAAUACUCUUGAUUAUCCUAAAUCCAUAAAUAUAAAUUAGCAAUCCUAUUAAAAUUUAAAUAUAUAAUUAAAGACUGGUUCUAUCUUAAAAUCAAAAAACUAUCAAUUAAAUUAAAAACCUGACUAAGAAUUACUUAAUUUCAGAGAACGUAUCAGUUCAUAUCAUCUGAAACAGAAAUUGAAUUCUGAUAGGAAUACAUUUUUAGAAUAAAUAGAAUUAAGCUAAGAUUCAUCAUAAACAUCUUUAGAAUCUUACACUAUACCAAAUUAAAUUGAAUUGGACCAAACUAAAGAAAAUAUAAAAUAACAUAACCUUAAAAAAAUCUUAAAUUAAAAAUUUUUCUAAACCUUUAGUAAUUUGAAUACAGCUUAAAUAGUAAAGAGUAACUCUAAAAAAUAUUCCUCGUAAUUUUAAAGUAUUAACUCAAAUAUAUCUUUCAAAGAAGAUAAUAUGUAUUAAAUCUAUCAUAAUGAAUUUAAAGAAGAUUCUACCUCUUUAAAUAAUUUUUCUAAUAAAAAUGGCUUAAAUACUUAAAAUAAUUCAAACUACUUUUUUUCGAAUAGCAUUUAACUUUAAAAAACAAAUUCUGAAAAUACUUAAAAUUUGAUGAAUUUAGAGAACGAAGAUUAAUAAAUAACAAGCUUAGAUUAUCUAAAAAACAAAAAAAAUUCUUAAAGUUAAUAUGGUACUUCUCUUAAAUCCUCCCAUUAUAAAAAUAUUUUUGAAUCAAAUGAUUUGGCUCAAAAAAAGUUAAAUAUGUAAAAUUAAAUAAGCUUUUUACCAAACUAAAUUUAGCUUUUGAAUACUGCAAAUCAACAUUAGCAACCUCUUUCUGAUAAUACAUUUUAAAUAGAUUUAUCUAGGUUUAAAAGAAGUCUUACAUCAAAAUAAACCAAUUAAUUAGAAUAUCUGCAAGAUGAUUAAAACAAAUCAGUUUAGCUAAAUUCUUACGAUUAUUAACUUAUUGACUAGAAAACAAGCUAAGAUAGAAAAAAACAUGAAAUAAAAAAAUAAUAAUGUAAAUCCAGCGAAUAUAUAUUUCAUUAAGGACUACAUGCAUGCUUAAAAUAGUUUAUAUUAAAUUCUGAUGAAAAACUAAACUAAUAUUUCUAAAUCACUAAAUAAAAUCUAAUGAAAGAAUUGACUCAGCUACUGAUUAGCAUAGGUUGUGAAUUGUUAAUUUUAGUUCUUAAUGAUACUUUAUCGUUUGAUGAGAGCAGUGAUUUAGAGAAUGUAUCAAUUGAUGGUAAAUAAAUAAUUAGCUUUUUCAACACAGAAGAAAAAAUACUAUAAUAUAUUUAUAAUAGCAGAGAACAUCUAAACAAUUACUUAAAGCCAAUGGUUAUUGAGCAUUUUUGA
Messenger RNA from Tetrahymena thermophila SB210, 3732 nucleotides. RefSeq names its product YLP motif protein. The transcript has 6 exons. Gene Ontology annotation, molecular function: protein binding. Lineage: Eukaryota; Ciliophora; Oligohymenophorea; Hymenostomatida; Tetrahymenidae. The record is from RefSeq and is a predicted model, not a curated record.